Messenger RNA from Pochonia chlamydosporia 170, 543 nucleotides. Its product is annotated as dopa 4,5-dioxygenase. NCBI's taxonomy places the organism in Eukaryota, Fungi, Ascomycota, Sordariomycetes, Hypocreales, Clavicipitaceae. The transcript is spliced from 3 exons. The record is from RefSeq and is a predicted model, not a curated record. Bases 1 to 543 code for a protein of 180 amino acids.
AUGGUCAAUCCCUGGGAUUACAAGUAUCCCUCACCGCUCGUCGGCUUCGAGGACGCCCCUCCACUGUCCACCGAGACAAACGAAGAUGGCAAGAGUCUGGUCAAUCCCAAACGGGAUGGUCUCAGCCAAGCCUACGAAUGCUUCACUCCGCCGUUGAGAACUGACCGGCGAGGUGGUUUUGACAUACACAUCUACUACUUCCAGCAGAGCCAGGAGCAGACCAAGUACGCUCGUGAGCUUUGGGAACGCAUUCGACGAGAGUUCCCUGAGCUGAGAGUCUACAAAUUCUGGGAUCGCCCAAUCGGCCCUCAUCCGGUGGCCAUGUUUGAAGUCAAUGUCUUUACGCCGGCACAGUUUGGAGCGUUUGUCGCCUGGCUCGCCAUCUGGCGCGGGCCGUUGUCUGCGUUAAUUCAUCCAAACACUGAUCCGGAAGAAGGAGAGGCAGAUAAUGAAGUUGAGUAUCGGGACCACACGGAGAGAGCUAUUUGGAUGGGUGAGAAGUUGCCGCUAGAUUGGGCGCCAUUUAGACCUCGCAGCAAGUAA